UGAAUAGCAGAAAAAAAGAGUGUCAUCUCAUAAUCGAAUCCUUCGUUUCUGCAUUUUCUCUCUUUCACAGCACUCCUUCAGUGAGAAGCCAUGUCUCCAGGUCCCGUUGUUGACGCCGCCGCCGCCGACGCCGGAGUCGACCAACAACUUCCCUCCGUCGACGACACAACCCUCAAGAAGAAACAUCACCCGCAGCAGGAUGAUGCUCCCGUUGUCGAAGACGUCAAUGAUGACGACAAAGAUAUAACCGACGAAGACGACGAUGAUGACGAGGACGACAAAGACGACGACGACGACGCUCAAGGUGGUACUGAGGGUUCAAAGCAGAGCAGAAGUGAGAAGAAGAGCCGGAAAGCUAUGUUGAAGCUGGGACUGAAACCUGUUACUGGUGUUAGUAGGGUCACAAUCAAGAGGACGAAAAAUAUUCUUUUUUUCAUCUCAAAACCUGAUGUCUUCAAGAGUCCAAAUUCUGAGACCUACGUCAUAUUUGGGGAAGCAAAAAUAGAGGACUUGAGCUCUCAGCUGCAGACGCAGGCAGCUCAACAAUUCAGGAUGCCUGACGUGGGAUCAAUUACGGGAAAACAAGAUCAAGAUGCUGCAGCUGCAGUAGCACAGCCUGAAGAAGAGGAGGAGGUUGAUGAAACUGGUGUUGAGCCCCACGACAUUGAUUUGGUGAUGACACAGGCAGGAGUGUCAAGGAGCAAGGCCGUCAAGGCUCUCAAGACUCACAAUGGGGACAUUGUUGGUGCUAUCAUGGAACUCACUACUUAGUUACAGUUUAUGUUCUAUUUAUAGUUGUUUUUUGGGGAUGAUUUUGGAACUAGUGCCAUCCUUAUAAUAUCUCUGGUCCAUAUGGUUCUGUUUACCUUAUAAUUUUGUUGCUCUCUAAAAUUUGUGGUACGAUGUGAUGAUCAAUGAUCAUAUCUUUACUAUUAUUUCGUUGUUUUCA
Molecule: messenger RNA, 949 nt
Organism: Cajanus cajan (pigeon pea)
Lineage: Eukaryota; Viridiplantae; Streptophyta; Magnoliopsida; Fabales; Fabaceae
Product: nascent polypeptide-associated complex subunit alpha-like protein 2
Cellular component (GO): nascent polypeptide-associated complex
Source: RefSeq, a predicted model, not a curated record